Trichoderma atroviride IMI 206040 is the source of this 3279-nucleotide messenger RNA. Lineage: Eukaryota; Fungi; Ascomycota; Sordariomycetes; Hypocreales; Hypocreaceae. The record is from RefSeq and is a predicted model, not a curated record.
CCAGCCUCCGGCGACGACGCACAGUCACUGAGCCAGCUGUCACUGUCGCUGUCUCUGACGCCGGGCCCGCGAUCCCCAGGACUGCCCGCGUCCCCAUCGACGCCGCUGCCUUUAAAUGCGUCUUCUCGCCAUGCCUCGCCCUCGUCCAGAGGCACUCCCACCCCCUCGCUCAGUCCCUCGGGCAGAGAAUCGCGCGCCGGAACUCCCACCCUCGUCCGCAAGGCCUCGAUGAACUCCCUGCACUCGGCAAAUGGCGUUGGCCCCUCGCGGUCGCUGUCCAGGCGCUCCAGCCUUGGGCAGGUUGUUUCACCGGGCUUGAGGGCGUCGUUUGGCAUGCCCAGCUUCGAGCCCGAGUGGCGGCCGCCCCUGACGCCAAGCUCGGUGGCCAGCGGCCAUUUCAAGGACGAGCUCGAGGCGCAUCACGGCCCUGUGUCGACGCUCCACACCGAGACGGUGGUGAUUCUCAACGAUGCAGUCUACGGCCACCGGUUUUCCCGCCCGCGCACCCCCAAGAGUGCAUUAAGCACCAUUGUGGAGCGGCCCGAGCGAAUCAAGGCCGGUGUCUUGGGCGUGUCCACCGCGUAUGUGCGUCUUGGUGAGCGCCACUCUGAUGGAGCGCUGCCUAUCCAGCCAAAGGGAAAUGUGCACCUGCUGCCCAGCAUCCCCUUUCGCAUUCACAAGACGGACCGGAGGCUGCCGCUGCUGUCCCCCGCUGUCACAAACGUCCAUGGGACAAAAUGGAUGGAGGAGCUCAAGACCAUGUGCGAGUCCGCCGAGGAGGUGCUGGCUCGUGGAGGCAAGGAGCUGCAGAGACCUACUAUAACACGAGGUCAAGACCAUGCCGCCCCAGAGAAGCUCCAUGAGGGCGAUUUGUAUCUUUGCCCCGAGUCACUGGAUGCUAUCGAGGGUGCCCUGGGCGCUGUAUGUGAAGGUGUAGAUGCUGUUUUCUCAGCUGGGCCACGGCGAGCAUUUGUGGCCGUUCGGCCUCCGGGACAUCACUGCUCUGACAAUCUGCCAUCCGGCUUCUGCUGGGUGAACAAUGUUCAUGUUGGAAUCAUGCACGGUAUCCUCAACCAUGGCCUGACGCACGCCGCCAUCAUCGACUUUGACUUACACCACGGAGAUGGGUCUCAAUCCAUUGCGUGGGCACACAACUCGCGAGCCAUGGCUGCCACCAAGAACCAUGCCGCCUGGAAAAAGACGUCGAUAGGCUACUUCAGCUUGCACGACAUCAACUCCUACCCUUGUGAGAACGGCGAUGAUGACAAGAUCAAGAACGCAAGUAUUUGCAUCGAAAAUGCACACGGGCAAAACGUUUGGAACACCCAUCUCCAGCCGUGGAAAACGGUGGAAGAUUUCUGGGAUCUCUACGAGACCAAGUACACGAUACUUCUCGACAAGGCCCGCAUCUAUCUCAAAGGCCAGGCAGAGAAGCUACAAGACGCAGGACUUAGCCCACGGGCUGUCAUCUUUCUCUCUGCAGGUUUUGAUGCCAGCGAAUGGGAGGGCGCUGGAAUGCAGCGUCAUAAAGUCAACGUACCUAACGAGUUUUACGCACGAUUGACUCAAGACGUCGUUCGACUUGCCGCAGAGGAAGGCCUUGCUGUUGACGGUCGCAUCGUCAGUGUCUUGGAGGGUGGCUAUAGUGACAGAGCCUUGACUGCGGGCAUCUUCAGCCAUCUCAGCGGUCUUGUUGGCAAGCAAAAUCUACCUCGACAGGGCGGCUCUUUUACGGAUGGUGCGUACGACGAGGACGGCGAGCGUGUUGUACAACCACUGGGUUCGAUUAAUCCGUACGAUCCCUCAUGGUGGGCGGCUGAUGAGCUUGAAAAGUUGGAAGCCACAGUUGCGCAGUUUGAUGCCACACCGAAGAAACCGCGUCUAUCUCCUACUCCAACAUAUUGCUCGCCAACCCAUGCGUCCACGGCGAGGGCUGUGAACCCUCUCAAAAUGCAGCGGAGCAUGUCGUCUCUCAUCAACAGAUCAACAGUCUCAAGCCGGUCUCCUUCUCCAUCGCCCCCUGACGUGUCAUGGAUGGUUGCUGCCAAGGAGCUUUCGAAGCUCCUCAUACCACGAGAUCGCCAAACUGAAAGUGCUACAUUUGAAGAUCUGAACCCAGAGGCAAAUCGGGUACGACGAGAGAGAGCACUAUCUGGAGCGACAGAGCUUGAUCGGCCAACAUCGAGAAUGUCGCUUCGUGAACGCAAGCCUAGAGCUAUCGAUCCUAUCCAAGAACAAGAGGAGACUCGGCAGAUGAAGGACCGGAGGAAGCCUGUGGCUGUUUCGACAAUUGCUGCAGAAAAGGUAAGCAUUCUUUUGGCAACCGCUCGUGGUCAGACACCGCAACCUCUCGUUGGUGACGUCCCAAAGAAGAGCAAUCGACGCCUUACUACAUCGUCAGUCGCCCAUACACAGCAGCGCAGCGUCUCUCGCACCAUGCCGAUCAGCGAAGAAAUGCCGCUUCGCCCAUCCACGUCGGCAGGCCCCGUCUCAGGGAGGCCUCUUUCAAUCGCAGACAGCAGCUCCCAGAGCCUCAGACCCUCUGGGAGAAUCACCGUUAGCAGAUCACGGCCGACUACUGCGCACGGGGAACCGGCUCUCAGAUCACCCAUGCUUGAAGCCAGAAGGGAGACGGCUGCAGAGAGAGCUCCACAAUCUGCGGCGUCAAGGCUGGACGCUACUAUUGACGACAUGGAUAAGAUCACCAAAGGCAUCAAGAAGAUCAAGAUCAAUCUGAUCACCCAGUCGCAGAAGGAAGCCCGGGAGAAGGCCCGGCUUGAGGCUGAACAAGCCCAAGCUGCAGCCGCAGCAGCAGUUGCCAGAUCACCACGAACUUCGUCUGCCAGCACCAACAGAUCUGUGGAGUCUGGCGGCCUCAAGACCCCCACCAGCACUUCUGACCGUAGAUCUAUCGCUUCCGCCACAUCUCCGGAUAGUACCAUGCCGGCACUGACCUCCGAAAGUGGCCUAUCUACGCCCAAUAUGGAGCACUUUACACCACGGACAGUUUCUCCUGAAGCGAGACAAACGGUUCCAAAUAUGAGCUCUCCUCGGUCGAGUCAAGCGGCGGAAGAAACGCCUGAAUUUUUCGUGCCGUAUCAGCCUGGAGGGCCACCUCCUGUUCCUGUCGCUUCUCAAGAGCCACUGAAAUGGCUCCCUCCGACUCUUCCCGCUGGCGCUCCAGCUGCUGCGCCUACCCUUAAGAAGAAGAACAGCACUCUGUUCCAAUAUAGUGGCAGCGGCAGCAUUCCCUUUGCGCCCAGGUUGGCGAGCCAGUCU